GCUUUCCUUCUUCCUCCUCUUCUUCUUCUCCUCCUUUUUUCCUUUUCAAUGCAAUCUUCCUCCAUAUGAGGAAAACUAAAGCUACCACAAGGUUGCGUUUCUUCCUGUGAUUGAACUCCACAAAUCAGAGGAAGGAACACAGUUUUUGACUUUAGCUUCCUUUGAAUAUGGUUCAAAGGAAGGUACCCAGCAAGCUUGGCGUUCAAGCAGAUCACCAUGUUAAAUCUGAUAAGCGCUUGGCAAACUUGAGCCAAGAUGGCAAAACCAGAGGAGGAGCUGAUAUGAAGAAGAAAAUGAAGAAGUCCAGGUCAAUUAAGCUUUCUGACAUGGAGAUUCUCAAAUCAACACCUUCAAAGAAGAGCUUCUCUCAGCCAGGAAAGCCUCCUCCUUUUGUUCAAGUUCAUCCUCCUGUAUCAUCGUCUUCCCCACAGAAGCAGACACCUUUGAUCAGAAAAAGCGAUGGGUCUCCCAAUUACAUGAAGCCCACAAGCAGUUCGGAUGCCAAGAAGGAGCUUUUUCCUGUGAGUAUUGGAAACGCUAAGUGUAACUCAAAGUCUAGCUCUGUUUCUGCUAAGAAACCUGCAAAAGCUUUGACAAAAUCAUCGCCUAAUUUGAAGCUUGUGAGAACCUUAACGAAGACUCCAAGUUUUAAGAAAUCCUCUAGAGUUUCUCUUUGUGCUGAUUUGAAUGCUCAGAGAGCUACCUGUUCUUCAACUUUGAAGGACUCAAAGUUUCCUCCUUACCUCAUGCUUAAUCCUGGGGCUACUGAGUCUGAAGGGACUUCAGUUAGGAAGGUUUGCCCAUACACCUAUUGUUCUCUGAAUGAAGCCGAAUUUGCAGAUGAAAAGCAUUUACCUAUCUGGUCUGGUGAAGAAAUAAGCAUUGGAAGUUACUGUAGUGAGGGGGGAGUGGAUGGUUCUACUUCUGUAGCUACUGAUAUGGAGUGGGAGCAUGAAGAGGAUGAUGCUGAUUCUCCAGUUCUCACAGAGGAGAAUGACUCAAAAGUUGAAUCAUCAUCUGAGAGUUCACAUGAUGUUUCUGUGAUGUGGUUAGAUGACAUCAUUAAAACCUACUAUGAAAACGUUGUAGCUGAAGUUUCCCAAGAAUCUAAUGCCACAGAAAGUAUCUAUUUUGAAUCACAACAUCAUGGGAUCCAUUGUGGCAUGGAAAGGACAGAUGAUAGCUUGGAGACUCAAGGAGGAAAUAGCGGAGAAAAUGAAACAGUCAUGGAUGCCACAGUGCACUCUUCAAACUUCUCAAAGACAUUUGAAGAACAAGAAGAAACAGGUGAGCAGAUUCUGGAAAGCAAUGAUGUUUCAGAGGCAGAGAAUUUGACGAACAAUGAAGUUCUGGAACUGGAGUCCGAUGGGGCAGAUUGCAUCACUACAGUACAUACCGAUACCUUAGAUGAACAGGAAAAUACGCCUCUCCAACAAGAUGAUUCGAGUAUGUCACAGGCUGACCGAAUUUCAGAUGCUUCACGGGAAUGCUAUGAAUUAAAUCAGUUUGAGACUGAGGAAGAUGUUGCUGAGAAUCAUUUUGCCCCGGUGGAAGAACCACUUAUUGCUGAGACUAAUAAUAAAAUGGAAGAGGAAGAUAAUGCGGAUUUCCAGGAAGAAAUAGUUGGAAAUUAUGUUUCUGAUGCCUCCCAGGAUGGCUGUGAAUCUUCAGAGGUUGAAAGUAGCCAAGGCCAGAAGGUGAGUGAAUCUUGUGAGGCUGAUAAGGUCAGUGAAAAAGAGAACUCAAGCCAAGAUAUUAGUGAAGAAGAUAACUUAGAGAGCUCAAGCAGCACAGGUGGCGAAGAGAAGGGCCCAAGCAAUAAUUGGAAAGGGGCUGAGAGGCGCAAGAGAGCGGUUCAAGAGGAGGAUGAAAUGAGGAAGUUCAACCCUCGGGAGCCAAAUUUCCUGCCUUUGGUUCCAGACCCAGAAGCAGAAAAGGUUGAUCUGAAGCACCAGAUGAUGGAUGAGAGGAAAAAUGCAGAGGAAUGGAUGCUUGAUUAUGCUCUAAGACAAACUGUCACAAAACUUGCUCCUGCAAGGAAGAGGAAGGUGGCACUGCUAGUGGAAGCUUUUGAAUCAGUAACACCAAUACCCAAAUGUGAAACUCACAUGAGAAACAAAUCAUCCUUUGCACAUCCAAGACCUAUUCAAGCUUGUAGAUGAGUGUGCAGGUGAAGAUUGGAGGUGAGAAACUUGCACUAUCGUCUUUAUCAUUAAGCAGAGGCAGCAGAGUAGCAAGAUCAGCAGGA
This is a messenger RNA of Neltuma alba, 2248 nucleotides long. RefSeq lists its product as uncharacterized. NCBI's taxonomy places the organism in Eukaryota, Viridiplantae, Streptophyta, Magnoliopsida, Fabales, Fabaceae. Bases 168 to 2162 code for a protein of 664 amino acids. The transcript has 3 exons. Gene Ontology annotation, molecular function: calmodulin binding. The record is from RefSeq and is a predicted model, not a curated record.